AUGAUACUUUUGAAUUAUUUUGUAAUUCAUUUGCGUCAUGGUCUCAAUUCAUCAACAGGACUUUGGACACCAAUUCGUAAUAUGAGUUUCCCACGAUACGGGCAUACCGCAUCCGUACUAACCAAUGGAAAAGUCUUAGUUGCUGGUGGUGCUAGCACGGCUGGUUUUCAGAAUAGUGCCGAACUGUACGAUCCAUCAACAGGUCUUUGGACAAUAACUGACAGCAUGAAUGCUCGACGAUAUUGGCAUACCGCAUCCAUACUAACCAAUGGAAAAGUCUUAGUUACUGGAGGAUCUGGUACCAGUAAUUAUCAACAAACUGCAGAACUGUACGAUCCAUCAACGGGAUAUUGGAAUAAUACUGGCAGCAUGAAUUAUGGACGAUGGCAUCAUACAGCAUCGCUACUAACAAAUGGACAAGUGUUAGUUACCGGCGGAUAUGGCACUAGCGGUAUUUGGCAAACUGCAGAGUUGUAUGAUCCAUCAACAGGCGUUUGGACAGUUACUAGUAACAUGAGUACAGGACGAGAGUGGCAUACGGCAUCAACUCUAAACAAUGGAAAAGUUUUAGUUACUGGUGGAUUGAGUAGUAGUGCCUACUUGCGAACUGCCGAGUUGUACGAUUCAUCAGUAGGACUUUGGAUCACCACUGGAAAUAUGACUAAUGGACGAUACUAUCACACAGCAUCGCUACUAAAUAAUGGAAAAGUCUUAGUUGCAGGUGGCACUGGUCCUAGUAGCUAUAUGGCUAGUGCAGAGCUGUACGAUCCAUCAACAGGCGCCUGGACAGUGACUGGUAGCAUGAGCACUGGACGACAGGAUCAUACAGCAUCGACACUAAUGAAUGGACAAGUCUUAGUUGUUGGUGGAGUGUCUGGUGUGUAUUCACGAAGUUCCGAAUUAUAUGGAUGA
Messenger RNA from Rotaria sp. Silwood1, 912 nucleotides. NCBI's taxonomy places the organism in Eukaryota, Metazoa, Rotifera, Eurotatoria, Philodinida, Philodinidae. The record is from the annotation of a GenBank genome assembly.